UCCCUACACGUGUCUUUCGGGUGUCCUCGAGAGUUAACCUUCGUAAACAUUAACCUCUCAAAAGAAAAACAGGAAUGUAGUCUUAUGAAACCUUCAAAAUGCCAGGAUCUUUGAUACUUUUAUGCAGAUUUCCAGCAAAGCGAUCACUGGAAAGUUUAACAUCUUUAUGCAAACACAGUCAUGUUUUCAACGAAGCUUGUCAAGGAAGACUUCUCCUGCCAAAGGGAAACAACUGUUCUUUUAUGCACAAACAGUUUAUCAGAGGGGCUCGGGGCACAAAACUCGGUCCACAUCAACCUUUUGAGAGUGACAGUUCUCUUCUCAUGAAGCAUUUCCUAUUAACAGUCACAGUAUGUGGUUGCAGUUUCACAGGUGCCAUGAUUUGGGAGUAUGAAAACAUAAAGAAAAAAAUUCAAGCAAUGAAGCAACAAUUGUACUUCAGCCAUGGAGCAUUCAAAAAUCACUACAUAGAAGUUACAAACCUAGUGAGUGGCAUUGUUGUGAUCAAUGCUUUUGUUUAUGUUUUAUGGAAGAUUCCCAGGAUUUAUCCCUUUAUGCAGAGAUAUUUUUUAUGCUCUCCUUGUAAAGAACAGUCCGUCUUGGGGAGCUUUUUUGCGGCCUUCAGCCAUGAGAACUUCCUCCACUUGUUCUGUAAUAUGUAUGUCCUGUUGAGUUUUUCUACUGUCACUCUUAGCAUGUUUGGAAAGGAACAGUUUCUAGGAGUUUAUCUGAGUGGUGCUGCUGUGUCGUCUUUUGUGAGCAUGUGUAACAAGGUUGCCUGGAAGAUUCCAACCCCUUCUGUAGGAGCGUCAGGUGCAAUAUGUGCCUUGAUUGGAGCCACCUGUCUUACCUACCCAGAUAGUCAACUCAGUAUAGCAUUUAUAGACCAGAUUAUCCCACACUCAUUUACAGCUCAGUCAGGUUUACUAGGACUGAUAACCUUUGACACCUUGGGAGUUAUCUUUAGAUGGAGGUUUUUUGAUCAUGCUGCACAUUUAGGUGGAACCUUAUUUGGCAUAUGGUAUAUGAAAUAUGGACAGGAUCUCAUCUGGAAAAAGAGGGAAGCUGUGAUUAAAUGGUGGCAUAACAUGAGGAAGCCUUCAAAAUGACUGCAUUUUUUAAACUAAUAAAAUUGACAUUAUUUAUAGCAUUUUGAAAGUCGUGAGAAAAAAUUUUUUGCAUGUGUCUCUUAAACCUUUGCAUCAUAGUCUGAGGUUGUUAAAUUAGAGAAAAUCAUAUCAGGAAUAUGAGUACUGAUUUGAAGUGGAUGUGAUCUUACUUCUAAAUAUCCCUACACUAAGUGAUGCUCAAAAACAACAAUGAUCAAACAUAUUAAAUUAAUUGAAGAUUUGUUGCAACACAUACAUUUAUGAAUAUUAAUGACCUUGGAACCAAUAAUUAUCCAUUCAGAGUCAGAGAACUACAAAAAAUGGAACUGUGUAGAGAAUAUGCAUCAUAUGUCAAAGAAAUUGUUGUUAGAUCUGUGUUAUAUUUUAUAUUAAAUUUUGUAAAUCAGACAUUAA
Molecule: messenger RNA, 1523 nt
Organism: Saccostrea cuccullata (small rock oyster)
Lineage: Eukaryota; Metazoa; Mollusca; Bivalvia; Ostreida; Ostreidae
Product: presenilin-associated rhomboid-like protein, mitochondrial
Exons: 9
Coding region: 99-1109 (336 amino acids)
Cellular component (GO): membrane
Molecular function (GO): serine-type endopeptidase activity
Source: RefSeq, a predicted model, not a curated record